AUGGUGGCCGACCAGCCCCUGCGCAGCGCAGCGGUGCCGGGGCCCCGCAGGCCGCAGCUGGAGCGGGCCUUCCGCGGUCACCGGGGCACGGUGACCUCCGCGGUGGUGCUGCCCGGUGAGGAGCAGGUCGUCUCAAGCUCCCUGGACGGGUGCGUGUUCGUUUGGCACUUUAAGCCGCAGCUCCGGCCCUACCGGUUCGUGGGCCACAAGGGGGAGGUCUACGACGUCGCGGCCAGCAGCUCUGGGCGCCUGCUGGCCUCGGCGUCAGCGGACCGCACGGUGCGGCUGUGGGGCAACACGCCGCAGGGGGAGUCGCGGGCGCUGAAGGUGCACACGGCGCCCGUGCGCAGCGUGUGCUUCUCGCGGGACGACAGCCUGCUCCUCACCGCCUCCGACGACAAGACGGUGAAGAUGUGGUGCGUCGGCAGCCACAAGUUCCGCGGGUCCUUCACGGGCCACACGCACUGGGUCUACUCCGCAGCCUUCUGCGGGAACGCGGACCUGGCGGCCUCCGGGGGGGAGGACAAAGUCGUGCGUGUCUGGGACGUCGAGAAGCGGGCGCUUGUCGUCGACCUGCACGACUUCGACCAGCCCGUAUCCAAGGUGCGAUUCCACCCCGACGGCUCGUGCCUGGCGGCCUGUGGCCGCGACGGCAGCAUCAAACUCUGGGACCUGCGGUCCCGCCGGCUGCUCCAGCACUACGGCGCCCACAAGGGCGCUGCGACGUGCAUCGACUUCUACCCGGGCGGGGACUACAUGUGCUCCACCGGCGAGGACCUGGCCCUGAAGGUGUGGGACCUCCGGGAAGGGCGACUGCUCUUCGACGCCCCAGGGCAUCAGGACACCCCGACCUCCUGCGCCUUCGCCCCCUCUGGCGGGGGGCUGGUCUCGGGUGGCGCCGGCGGCCUCGUGCUCGCCUGGAGCUGCGUCGGCGCCGGCGACGAGGACAGACCCUGUGGGGCCUCGGGAUCGCCCGGCGCCCCUGCCGCGCCGCAGCCAGCGGCGGGCGGCGGCGCGCAGCGCCAGCCCCGGCAGCAGCGGGCCACCAGCGCGCCCACGUCCGGGCGCCGCCCGCCGGCCGCCUGGCGCGGCGGCGCGGUCGCGGGUCGCCCGCCGGAGGCGGACGGCCCGGUGACGUGCUGGCCGAACCCCUUCCGGGCAGAGCGCCCGACGUGGCUGGCUGGCGCGGCGGAGGCACCACCGCAGCACCGCGGCCCUGCAGAGGCAGGUCCCGGGGCGCCGCAGGACGUCGCAGCGACCGGCGCAGAGCACGGGGCGCCCGGCUGCGCCCCGCCGGUGUCGCUGCCCAUGCAGGAGCUCCCGGAGGCCCUGGCAGGGACGCUGCAGUCGAUGCACGACCACAUGGAGAUCAUGGCCAAGACGAUUCAGCUUCUCGAGCGCCGACUUGCGAUGACCGAGGGUCAGCUGACGGAGCUGCGCCUGGCGUUGCUGCCCGCUCCACCGGCGGCGGGCCUGGCGGGGGCGCCCGCGGCCGCCCAGGCUACCGGGGUGCAGAUCACGGAGGAGCUGCGCUGA
Messenger RNA from Prorocentrum cordatum, 1536 nucleotides. Lineage: Eukaryota; Dinophyceae; Prorocentrales; Prorocentraceae. The record is from the annotation of a GenBank genome assembly.